Acanthoscelides obtectus is the source of this 3849-nucleotide messenger RNA. The record is from the annotation of a GenBank genome assembly. Lineage: Eukaryota; Metazoa; Arthropoda; Insecta; Coleoptera; Chrysomelidae.
UGGAAUUUUACCUUCUCCAGUGCAUAUGUUUCGUGCAUCAGUGUAUAUGUUUUGUAAAGAAAACAUCUGGAAAUUGAUAAGGGAAAAAGAGAAAAUCUAUCCAGACAGGUACUUUCGUACGAUCCGUAAGGAAGUACACGUGACAGUGUCAUGAGUUUUAUUAGGAUCAUAUGCAAUGCCGGAGAAGGUGAAUCUACAUCAUAUCAUAACUACGAAAGAAAGGUUUGAGUGACGAUUUUUCCUUGUUUUAGAUGUUGCAAAAUAAAUGCUCCCACUCUAAGGCUCUGCCUGCGGGGGUGUGCUCCUUUUGCAAUUCAUCCGCGCCCGAUAAAUUGCUGGAUAUUUGCUUUGAUUUCAUCAACAAACACCUGUUAGAGACAAUUUGUUACGAAGAUCGCCUUACCGGAAAAUUGAGUCUCAAUCCGGGAUUGACGCUCCCUCUGGAGAUAUGCGAACGUCUGCUGAGUGUGCGGACAAACAGCUGUACCUCCGUCCACUCGCAUUUCGUGAACAUUUUCAGAGACACGAAUUCGACAAGGUUGAAAAGGGUCAGGUUGAGGAAAAGCAAAAUACAGGAUUCUGAUUUGGAGAUUCUUCUGAAGCACAGAUUGGUCGAGCUAGAGAUAUGUCGGGCCUCGGAUUUAACAAGAAAUUGCAUAAAAUACAUCACUAAAUAUGGAGCUAGUUUGUUGUCCCUCACAAUCGAGGACUGCCCCAAGAUAUUCCCUAGUAAUAUUUACUCAAAAUUAGAUUUAUCUAAUGACCCCUUUUGCAAUAAUUAUAUUUUCCUCACACCAAACUUGAAGCGGUUUGCAAUGCGAGGUUUUUCCCAAAUCCAGCCCAAGUUCUAUAUGACGUUAUUGACCAUGGUACCUAGAAUAACGCAUCUAGAUCUAUCUAGUUGUGGCGACCUCGGAAGUUUUAACUAUACGGAUCAUUUGAUACAUUUAACCUCCUUAGUUCUGUAUAAUGUCGAUAAUCUAGAGCUACUGGUCGACGCAAUAUGUGAAUUGAAAAAUCUAAGGCAUUUGGACGUUUCUCAGUCGAGAGACGAUCAUGGCAUAUACGAAAAACCAAGUAAAGUUCUCAGAACAUUGGUACAGAGCCUUCCUAAGUUGACAUCGUUGGACAUUUCUGGAACGAAUUUGGCAGGACGAGGGGUAGCGGAAACCACAAAUGGUCAUGUCUCUGAUAUACCCGGAUUGAGCAGUAGAGUUAAUAAUCCAUUGCAGUAUUUGGGUCUUUACGAAACAUCACACGAUGCUUGUUUGAGACAUGAUAUUCCUGCAAAGCUGAUAGCAGGGAAUGCAAACGAAGAACAGAUACUUGUGGCAGCUGUAGCAUACUUGGAUAGAACGGAUAUGUUACAGAAAGUGAUGAACGAAUUGUUUCAUAUGUUUCGCUUCGAGAACGUUGUUCAUGUUGGACAAGCAUUGAACAUUGUUUUAGAGGCGAUGGGUAGGCAUUUGGAUGAAAGGCACAUACAGAUAUCAGGGAGCGCAACAUUGUUCUAUGUAGUAAAAGGUACCGGUAGAGAAUUACACGAUGAUAUGAAGGUGAAAAGAAGAAUUAUUACUGCACUUUUGAAUGGAAUGACAGUCCACAAAAAUGAUGAUACAAUGAUGAGGAAUGGCUGUCUGACUUUAUGUCAGUUCAAAAUCCCAAUGGAUGUGCUAUUUGAUUACGAGCGUCUUGUGAAUAUACUCCUUCAUUCUGUACACGGUAUGGCCCAAGAGAGUUUUGUUCAAAGGAUAGGGAUAUAUCUGCUGAACUCGUUGGCGUGUCAAGUUGACGGCUUUCAGAAGGUGAAGCUGGGCGAGCUCGGAGCGAUAGACAAAAUGAUGUGGUUAAUAACAGAAAGGCUAGGAAGAAAUAUUUGUGACGAUGUACUGGAAGUUGCUUGGUCGACAAUGUGGAACGUUACAGAUGAAACGCCACUGAAUUGCCUGAAAUUUUUAGAAAACAAAGGAAUGGAGUUCUUUUUGUCUUGCCUAGAGAAAUUCCCUGAUAAGGAAGAAUUGCUCAGAAAUAUGAUGGGGCUACUCGGCAAUGUAGCUGAAGUUACAGAACUUCGUCAUUAUUUGAUAAGACCAGAAUAUCUGUCUGUUUUCUCUAGACUGUUAGAUUCGACGAGCGACGGGAUUGAGGUGAGCUACAAUGCUGCCGGUGUCAUCUCACAUAUAGCCUCCGACGGCGAAGAAGUGUGGACGGUGACGGAUCCCCCCAGGAAUUAUGUUCUUUCCAAAAUGAUAGAGGCGAUUGAGAGAUGGGACUUGAAUUCCCCCAGGAACAUCAACUAUCGAUCCUUCGAACCGAUUUUGUAUCUGGUCACGGUCUCUCAUACUCCCGCGUGCCAGCAUUGGGCAGUGUGGGCGUUGGCUAACCUUACUACGGUUUAUGCUGAUAAAUAUUGCGCUUUAGUAGAAAAAGAAGGCGGAUUGCCGCUGCUGGAGGAACUGAUCCAGCAUCCAUCUCCUCCACAACGCGUCAAAGACUUGGCCGCGAUCGUAAUCGAUAAUUGUAGGAAAUUCCACGAAGCUUCAUUGGACGGUUAGACGGUAUUCUCAGACACUAACCGCGCGUGUUUUGUACGUUUUCGGAAACAUUGCUGUUUUCACAUUUCACAAGGUAGCUGGACUAUUUUUUCAAUGUAAAAACCCCCAACAGCUGGCUAGUUGAUAUCACUUUGAGGACGUAUUCAGGAUUUACACGACGAUCGCGCAAUUUUUUAUACGUAUUUUCCGGGCAAAGCUCGUACAUGAAAAUGGUGAUUCAGAAAAUAAUGACAGAAAGUUCGUUAAAAAUAACAAGUUAUUUCAAAAUGUCCCAAAUAUCGCUACAGCGAGAUGGGGUACCCUCCCCUAAGUACUACAAGCAAUUUUCAGUCAAAAUUCAUUUUACCUUCAAAUGUUCAAACCAAUUUUUCUGAUACGUCGACGUCUCAAAAAGUCAGCGGUGUGGAACAUAUUUUUCGUAUCCUUUGUUGAGGUUUCCCAGUUUCUGUGUUACUGGUUUUUGAGAAGCAAUUUUUCAACGUACUAAAAAAAAUUAAGAGAGCAAAAAAAUGCAAACUUUGGACAGGUUGUAUUUCGGUGAAAAAUGGUCGUAUCUGGACAUUAAAAAAGCAUUUUGAAGCUUUAAGAUUCUAGUUUUUUUAGUUGAAAAAUUUUAAGAUCAAAAAUGUUUCAAGCCUGUGGACUUAACAUUUCCUGGCGUUUUCCAUUCAAAUUGCACGAGAACGGUUGCUCCUAAAAAUGUUUUGAUAAAAAACCUGGAAACUAGAAUCUUAAAGCCCUAAAAUGUUUUUUUUUUAAAGUGUAUAUACGACCAUUUUUCUCCGGAAUACAUCUUGUGAAAAAUCACCGAAACAUUUCUUGCCACCUUAAUUUUUUUGAGCAGUGUACACUAGUGGUGUCAAAGAGUCGGUACUUCUCAAUACCAACAGGGACAUUAAGUAUCUUGAAAGUGGCAUUAGGUUUUUUUUUUUGGAAAUUUUAUGUUUUUUACAUAAUAAACCCUUGCCCGUCUGCGGUUGAACUUGAAUAGUAGCAGUUUUUGAAAGAUAUAUAAUAAUACCACCUUAUGUGUAUUACUAGCCUUUUUAACAAUUAUGGAAAUACUGCUCCAUAUGCACUUUCUAAACUGUACUGAGUAGGUUGUGGCAUACAUUUUAAUUUGAACAAUACUCAUCAGGGCAAAAAAAUGAUUUUGUGAGAAAUAGAAAAAGGUUGAUAAUUUAAUACAUGACAAAUUUUUUGGACUGUUAUUUUUAUUUUAGUUGUAAAUAUUAUUUACAUUCAAGUGGGUUAUUAUAUAAUGUAUUUUAUUGUAUUUACCUACUUUAAAAAC